Messenger RNA from Diaporthe batatas, 2446 nucleotides. RefSeq lists its product as uncharacterized. The coding region runs from base 100 to 1446 and encodes 448 amino acids. NCBI's taxonomy places the organism in Eukaryota, Fungi, Ascomycota, Sordariomycetes, Diaporthales, Diaporthaceae. Gene Ontology annotation, cellular component: intracellular anatomical structure. Gene Ontology annotation, biological process: nitric oxide catabolic process; cellular response to nitrosative stress. The transcript has 2 exons. The record is from RefSeq and is a predicted model, not a curated record. Gene Ontology annotation, molecular function: heme binding; FAD binding; oxygen binding.
CUUUCCCACUUUCCUCCACCAUCCCCGAGAUUCCCCCCCGGUCCAGUCCGUCCACGGCCACCCGGAGGCUGGCAACUACACUAGCAACCAACCUGAAGCAUGGCGUUGACAUAUAAGGAGGCCCAGCUGGUCAAGGGGACCAUACCGUUCCUGAAGGAGCACGGCGAGUCCGUCUCGGACAUCGUCUACAGCACCCUCGUCAAGAGGCAUCCCGAGCUCAACAACACCCUCAAUGUCAUCCACCUCAAGGACGGCCGCCUGGCCAGGGCACUGACCGUCGUCAUCCUGCGCUUCGCCAGCAGCGUCAACAACAUCUCAGAGCUCAUCCCGAAGCUCGAGCGCAUCUGCAACAAGCACUGCACCCUUGGCAUAAAACCAGAGCACUAUGAGCUCCUCGGCGGCCUGCUCAUCGAGACAUUCGAGGAUGUCAUGGGCCCGGCCCUGACUCCCGAGUGCAAGGCGGCCUGGCUCAAAGCUUACAAGAUCCUCUCCAACAUGAUGAUCGGCAGGGAAAACAUCAUCUACAAGGACUUCGAAAGGUACAAGUGGGGGUCUUGGCGCAAGUUCAAGCUGGAUCGCAAGGUCUGCGAGUCCGACGACCUCUUCAGCUUCUACCUGGUGCCCAAGGACGGCAUGCAGCUCCCCAAGUUUCUGCCCGGGCAGUACAUCAGCAUCAGGCUGUUCGUGCCCGAGAUUGGCUACUACCAGACCAGACAAUACUCCAUGUCAGACUCGCCGCGCGGCGGCGACUACUACCGCAUCACAGUCAAGAGGGCCAAGGCGCAAACGGCAUACCACGACCCGGGCAUGCUCUCCAACAUCCUCAUCGACCGCGUCAAGACUGGCGACGACAUCGAGUGCAGCCACCCGUCAGGCGACUUCUUCCUCGACACGACGGUGCCCAGCAGCGUGCCCAUCGUGCUGAUCUCGGCAGGCGGCGGCGUCGGCCCUCUCGUCUCGAUCCUCAACGCUGUGACCGAGGAGCAGCCCACGCGGCACAUCUCGUGGAUCCACGGCUGCCGCGAGGACGUGCCCUUCAACACUCGGCUGACGGUGCUCAAGCGCCGCUGCCCGAACCUCAACACGACCAUAUUCAAGACAGUGUGCACCCGGGGCGACAUCCAGGGCGUCACAUAUGACUACAACUGCCGCAUCGACCUCCCCAAGGUGUCCCCAUCGCUGCUGCACCUGGGCCACAGCGGCACCGAGUACUACAUCUGCGGGCCCGAGACCUUCAUGAAAACCAUGAUGCAGCAGCUUAUCGACCUGGGCGUGGACAGCAAGCGCGUCAAGUGCGAGCUGUACAGCGUCGGCGAGAUGAAACUCGACUCGGUGUGUGGGUAUCUGACCCCCAGCAACGGGACGCCCUUGUCUUCGCCUACCAGCCUCGAAUCCAAAGUUUCUAAAGAGUACGCCUCAAGACAUGUACCAGGCAUGGCAAAGUAAUCAUCAGACAUGACGGCAACAUAGACUCGGAAUGAUUGGGUCGCAAUGCAACGCAACAAGAUGCUGUGGGACAGUAGGCCACCCCCUGAAAUCACUGGCAGGGCAGACGACGCCGGCCAAGCAAAAACAUCGACGAUGGCACGACUCAUUCAUGAUGGAGAGCGGAUGAUACCACCGGUGCGAAUUUCACGCGGCUGCAACACUCUGCAGCUUUCUGCCAACACAGUGUGAGAAGAAAUAAGGACCCCCCGUUUCGAAUCGGCCCCCGUGGCUGUUUUUUUUUCUUUUCGCGCUGGGCACUUGGCGUCCGCAUGGGGCACGACUGGGUUAAUCCUCCCCAUAUUCCCGACGAUUUGGGCGGCGGUCCUCUACCCAAACCCCUUCCUUCCCCGUGGAGAAAACGGCCGAGACAUGGGCGGCCAUGACACGUUCUCUUGGCAGAGGUGUCAGGGAAGCGUGGGUCGGUGUGGGUCGAUCCACCCUGUCCGAAACCACUCAUCGGCCAUGCCGGCAACAAUCGAUAUAAUGACAUCUUAUCAUGAGGGACUCAAUCGGACGGAAACGGGAAAGGGGUUGCAGGUUGUCUUUUUUUGUGCGCCUUUAGCUUUUCUGUGCCUCUAUUUUUAUGUUCCUUCUUUUCAACCGCAUAUCUACUAGGACCGAGGUUACCAGACUUCAGGUGGGGGAAGGGAUGGGCAUGGAAUGAAGGGUCCCGGUUAUGGUUUGAGCGCCGGCGGACAAAACAAUGUGGCCUCAUGGUAUCACUCGGAGUGAAUGUGUGUUAUAUCUCUGGGUGGGAGGGAGGAAUUAUUCGGAGGCUCUAUCCCAACAACACGGAUCGAUGCUAGAUGGUCAAGUCAAGUCCCAGGCGAUAGAGGAGGGCAAGAGGCACGCCUGGCCACCGAAAUUGAUAUCUUAGACCGCUCGCAAGUUCGUCCUAGAACUGGUAAUGACUCGGCGGGAAUCGAAUCUUAAUACAUAUCGAUAGCGCGCGCACCUG